GGUUUCCUUGCCUUGCUCGAAGGCUGGCCACCGGCCACGCACCCACCGGUGCGGCCCCAUAUGCCACUUGCAUAUGGGCAAAGGGCGCCGCCCUUGAAGAAGAAGAAGAAGAAGAAGAAGAAGAAGAAGAAGAAGAAGAAGAAGAAGAAGAAGAAGAAGAAGAAGAAGAAGAAGAAGAAGAAGAAGAAGAAGAAGAAGAAGAAGAAGAAGAAGAAGAAGAAGAAAAACGCUCAUACGACCGGUGAGGGGCCUUGCGCGCCACGCCCGCCCAUGGGGCAUGCUGAUUGAACACUUCGUUAUUCAUUUCCGUG
Messenger RNA from Closterium sp. NIES-67, 311 nucleotides. The record is from the annotation of a GenBank genome assembly. Lineage: Eukaryota; Viridiplantae; Streptophyta; Zygnematophyceae; Desmidiales; Closteriaceae.